AAGCGUGGACAUCUACAUUGAACAAUUGCUAUGCAGAUGUCUUCCAUCUGAAUGAAUACCCCAAUAAGAGCGUAACUCCUUGGCAAUCAGAAUCUCAUCCAACUGGCUAUCCUUUAGAAAGGGGCAGAGAACAUGCACCAGCAAAUAUGCAUGGUAGUGCCAUCCAUCCCAUUAAAUCAGAAUCAAGUUUGAUGAAUCAGAUGUCAGAAUAUGUGUCAAGCUCGCUUAUGCUGGAUAAUGGAGGACACAUGCACAGUGGAGGACAACACUAUGGGAUAAUUAACUCUGGGGUUAAUGCAGAUAGUGUUGAUGUUUCCCUAAUGAGAAAAAACUAUUCCAAUAUGUUUUCCCAAGAAAGUAAUGGUAACAAUUUGUCAGCUGGAGGUUUCCUUGCUUCAUAUGUCCCAGAUGAAUCUUCCAAUCUUAAUUCAAGAUCAAGGCCAUCAACAGACAUUCCAAGCAUUGUAUUGAGUCAUGAUGGCCAAGUAGCACCAAGAAACACAGUGGAGAUGACCAACAUUGAGAACAUAACCAAUUAUGAGAAUCAGAUGAACAGCUCUGUAGAUGACAUGCUUCUUAGUUCACAUGCUUCUAUCCAAACAGUUUUCUCAUAUGAUGAGGACACAUGUCAUGCAGAAUCUGAAGCUAUCCCUGCAGACGACAAGAAUGCUGUUCAUGAAACACAGACAGUAAAACGCUGCAGACUCAGCAAGAGAACGAAAUGGCCUGCUAUUAUAAAGGAUGGUAAAGUUAUCUGCCGAAGAUGCUUUAGAGAAUUCUCAAGCACGAAAUCUCUCGGAGGUCAUCUUUCAAAACGCUCCCAGUGCAAACCAUUAGAUGAAAUGGAUUUAACGGAUGAUUUGCCUACGUCAUUUCUCGACUUUCUCAAUGACCCAAAUGUUCCUGAAACCAAUGGAUCAACAAACAACUUGGUAAAUGUUGAAUUCCCACAGGAAGUUGUUGGUAAUCUCGCCACACCAAAUACCUCUGAUUUGGCACAAAAGGAAACCUCAAAACCACUGGAUUCUCAUUCAUUAAACACCUUUCCUUCAGUUUUGACAGGUGGACAAUCCAAAAUCUGCCCAAAUAAAACAGAAGUUUGGAUAGAAUUGGUACAGUCAAAAAAUCAUGUUGGUAGUCAGCAGAAGGAGGGAAAGUCGAGUGAUAGUCUUGCUGAAAAAAGGUCAAAUACAACUUCCAUUGCAGCAUGUCAAGAUGACAAGGUUAUAGAAAUUCAAAAUGCUUUACAAAUGUUGGGUUUAGUUGAAGCUGCACAUGAGAAAAGUUUGCAGGAAAAUUGUUCCUCAAAGUACAAUGACUGCCAAAGCAAUGCAAUCUCAAGCGAUAAUGUCAUGCAAAAAGAUAGUGAUCAAAGCACGACAACAAAAACGAUUAUGAAGGAGGACCAGAAUCGUGACAAUGGCCCCAAGCCAUUCAAGUGUGAAAUGGAUAAUUGUGAAUAUGGGUUCAUGACCAAAGAGGCGUUGUUCAGACACCUUGCUCGAGUUCAUGAUUACACAAUUGAGAUGAUUGAGGACCUCAAGAAAACCCCAGUCAAAUUCUCUCCAUAUCCUUGUCACAUUUGCCAGAAAACAUUUACCAGAACCACAGGCCUAAGAAUUCACUAUGAAAAAGUUCACCACCUGACGCAGGCAGAGAUGAACAAGUUAAAGGUUGGAAGUCGCAAAAAAAAGUCAAGCAACUCUACUAUCGAAACAGAGGUAGAGAGUAGUAAUGGAACUGGAUCUUCAGUUGUGUCGACUUUAAUCAAACAAGAGCCACUUGAUAUUGACAUUGGCUGUCCAAUGCAAAGCACAGAUCAAGAGGGACAUGCACAGUCCUCUGAGAUUACAGCAGGAGAUGUAGUACAAGAGGAUUCUUUCCAUCAGUUAACAGUUGAGAGGGUGCAAUCACCACAAGAUACUCUGGAGGACCUUGACAAGUCAUUUUACCAGUUAGAAUCACCAUCAAAGACAGGAUACACCAAGAAUGAGCCAACAAUGACAGCCAUGCAAAUGAACCACACCCCAGUGUUGAAGCAGAAAUUCAGUCAAGGUGACACUCUAAAAGAGCCAGAAGCAUGUUCGAACACUAAAUCUUUUAGCCAUGCAACAGAGGCGAUAUCCAGCCAGGCUGUGAAACCCUCACUUGAAAAAGCAAGUUGUUCAAAAAACACAAUAUCUAAAGAUGAGGUUCAUGUCCAAAAGAAAGAAAAGAUUCAAAAAAGGUUGGGGCUUCAACUGUGUGAUGCUGACAAUUCUUUCAGUCCAUAUAGGCCGUACCGUUGUGUUCAUGAAGGAUGCGCUGCAGCUUUUACGAUCCAGCAAAAUUUGAUACUUCACUGUAGGGCUAUGCAUCAGUCAUCCCUUCCCCUGCCUUCAGGAGACCUUGGUACUGACAUCCCUGGUCAACAAGCUGCUGAAGUUCAGAAUAAUGAAAUCAGAUGUCAAGUGAAAGACUGUUCACGGAUAUUCCCGGGGAUCACAACCUUAGUGCAGCAUUACCUAUUGCUUCAUAAAUUCACUCGAGAUAAAGCCACUGUUAUGAUGUCAAGCAUCAAGGUAGGGACAUUCCAGUGUGACCGGUCAGAAUGUACACUCUCCUUCACCUCUGUGGAGAAAUACAUUGACCACAUAAAAAACUUUCACAAGGAAAUUAACAUCUCUGAGAGAGGCAGUGUGGAUCAGACUUUCAAGUGUGCGUAUGAUGGCUGUGACCGGGUCUACACUACAAAGUCAAACCUCCUUCGUCAUGAGAUGAAAAAGCAUAAUUUAAUUUAUAUUCCCAGAACACAGCAACAGAGAACAACAGGCGUCAUUCCCAACAAUGGUAAAGAGAACAUUGAAAACAAAUUCAAAGUGAAGAAGAAAAACACUAAGAAGAAAGAUGACAAAUCACCUGACCACUGGACUAGCUUCGGAAAACCCUCUCUGAAAUCUAUGGAUGAAGCAUCUGCCAUGUGCACAAAGAACUUCUCUUUGCAAUACCCAUGCAUGAUAAAAGGCUGUGAUGCUGUUGAGCGGGCUGAACGGAAUAUAUUCAGACAUUACACCACACAUGGCCUCACUGAGAGAUAUAUAGAGGAUCAGAGAAGCCAGUUCAUUUUCUGCAAAAAGUACCCACGCUCAAGAUUCAAAGAUGCAAACAAAUCCGAGGGUAUGUCAACAGACGCCUCCGCUGAGGAGACAGACCCUAAUGAGAGUGAACCUGAGAUUUCAAAGACCAACUGUCAGAGGCAAGAAGCGUUGGAUGGUGUCAUUCAAGCAGAGGCUAAACUGUCAACUGAUGCUUGUUCUGAAUCCCAGUCUUCUACUUCAGAGGUCAAAAAGAGGGGGCGUCCCCUAAAAUCGGAGCGGCGAGCAUUAGCUUGUCCGGACAGAAGAUUGACUCUGAGAAAUCGUCCGGCAGAUAAAGUUUACGAGUUGACAGACGCUUCAGACCAGGGCUUCACUGCUUCUCAAGAGGAAGAAACAGAGGAUGGCGUUGCACUGGACACUUUGUUAAAGUUCCUGGAAACUUCACCAUCGACCCACACUCCCAAAAGAAAAAUGAGUGGAGAUUCAAGAACGGAGUUGCCAUUAAAACAGCAGCGUACCUUUCAGCAGAACACGGCCAACAUUAUAUGCGAUACACCUGAUAUAUUUAUUGAAGCCUGUCAAAACCUUGUAGACUUCAGAAAUCCUCUCAGUCUUCAGUCGGUGAACAAUGUGAAGAUAGUAAUGGACAAAACCUUUUCCAAUGGUGCUGAGCUUUUGCUAAAGCAACUUCAAGAUAUGCGACCCAUGGUUUUAAUAAAAAAGUGGCUUCAUAGUUGAUGGAUUGCUCACAGCCUGAUGUUUUUAUUUUUUACUCUUAACUCAGGAUUAGAAAAGUAACAUGCUGCAAACAUAUGUUAAUAUUGUUCAGAUCUCAUGGUAAACUGUUUUCACCAUUAAACAAUUGAAGGAGAAUUUUCUACUUAUUAUGGUUGAUUGUAAGUUUGGGUAAUGUGUGUUAGUCAUAUAAGAACCAGGUAAUCUAUAGGGAACAUAGACUUUAGAACAUGUUUGUAUUUAUGAGGCUUCUAGUACUAAUUGUUUUUGCUAAAUGAAGAAUUUUAAGGAAAAACAGUUUUUAUAUAUCCCUAUGGGAUUAUAUUUUUUUGUUUAUUUAAAUGUUUCAACACUAGUAUCUGUAAUAUUUACAUGUCUUCCACAAAGUGUUAAAUAAAAUGUAACUGUUUGCCUUUGUAAAACUUGUUUGCAUGAUGUUAUUUACAUUCAGUAUUAUAAAGCAACUAUGUGAAGAGCC
This is a messenger RNA of Salmo salar (Atlantic salmon), 4290 nucleotides long. The record is from RefSeq and is a predicted model, not a curated record. Lineage: Eukaryota; Metazoa; Chordata; Actinopteri; Salmoniformes; Salmonidae.